AUGGCUUCACGAAAAAAAGUUUUACUCAAGGUCAUUAUAUUAGGUGAUUCAGGUGUUGGUAAAACAUCAUUAAUGAAUCAAUUUGUUAAUCGAAAAUUUUCAAAUCAAUAUAAAGCAACAAUUGGUGCCGAUUUUUUAACGAAGGAAUUACAAAUUGAUGAUCGUCUUGUUACCAUGCAGAUUUGGGAUACAGCAGGUCAAGAACGUUUUCAAAGUUUAGGUGUUGCAUUUUAUCGUGGUGCUGAUUGUUGUGUUCUUGUUAUGGAUGUAACAUCACCAACAUCAUUUAAAUCGUUAGAAAGUUGGAAAGAUGAAUUUCUUAUUCAAGCUGGACCGCGUGAUCCUGAAAAUUUUCCAUUUGUCGUUAUUGGAAAUAAAAUUGAUUUGGAAAAUCGAAUGAUUCCAACACGUAAGGCACAAAACUGGUGUCAAGAGAAAAAUAAUAUUCCUUAUUUUGAAACAUCUGCUAAAGAAGGUAUUAAUGUUGAAAAAGCAUUUGAAACUGUUGCACGUAAUGCAUUAGCACGUGAAAAAGAAAUUGAUCAACAAACUGACUUUCCAAUGCCAAUUCGUAUUCCACAACAAGAAGAACAACCAAAGACAAACGGAUGUUCAUGUUAA
This is a messenger RNA of Rotaria sp. Silwood2, 621 nucleotides long. The record is from the annotation of a GenBank genome assembly. NCBI's taxonomy places the organism in Eukaryota, Metazoa, Rotifera, Eurotatoria, Philodinida, Philodinidae.